This is a messenger RNA of Spodoptera frugiperda (fall armyworm), 2438 nucleotides long. RefSeq lists its product as uncharacterized. Bases 1180 to 1956 code for a protein of 258 amino acids. Lineage: Eukaryota; Metazoa; Arthropoda; Insecta; Lepidoptera; Noctuidae. The transcript is spliced from 2 exons. The record is from RefSeq and is a predicted model, not a curated record.
UGUGUGCGAUUAAGGGCCGAUUUCGAUCCGUAGUCAAGUUAUACCAACCUUUUGGUUAGAUUAACUAUUGUUUACUCUCUUACCAGUUGUUAAAGCGCUUUUACGUUUUUCAACAACAUUUUUGACCAUAGUCAAUUUUAACCAUUUGUUAUUUUAUUGCCAGUAAUAGGACAUCUUGUUUCCUGAAAAUUACUUUAAUGUCUUCGUGGGUAAUUUUUUCAAUGUGGCAGCACUGACAAAAGUGCAUAACAAAACACAUAUUUUGACAGUUCAUGUCAAUUGUCAAUGUCAAAGCUGCAAGCCAAACUUUAGCGUGUAAUUUAUUUUGUGUUGACUGCUUCGUUUAAAGAGUUGCUGUUAAACUGAAAUACGGGAUUUAUUAUUAUAUUGUGAAAAUCUUCGGCAAACAAAAUGUCGCAAAAUAACAAUGAAGUGAACCAACCAUCGAACAAGUAAGUUAUAGUAUCAACGAGCUUUUAGACUGAAUUUGACAUCAUUUAAUUUUAAUUACCUAAAAUAUAACUAUAAUUUAUUAUAACUUUAUUAUUCAGGGACCGCAGUGCCAAUUUUUCUAAAGAGGAAUGUCAUAAAUUAAUGAGUUUGCUCAAAGAUUACGCGAUUAUUACUUGCAAAAAAACCGAUAAUGCGAGCAACCAACAAAAGAAGCUGCUUGGAAAUUGCUUGCAGACAAAUUUAAUUCAGAUGCAACCAAAUUUCGUUCGGUUAAACAAUUGCAGCAGAAAUACAAUAACAUGAAAAAAAUGCAAGAAAGGAAAUGGCAGCAGAAAAAUAUGGCAGACGCCAAACUGGUGGUGGACCACCUCCUCCGAAGCCAUCAGAAACUACAGAGUGGCUUAACUCUAUUAUGGGGGAGUCAAUAAGUGGACUUCCAGCGAUGUAUGAUAGUGAUGCUCUUAUAAGUAAGUAUAUCUAUAUUCUGAUUGCCAAAAGUAUAAAUUUAAUAUUUUCCUUUCAUUGUUCAUUAUUUUUUACAGAUGAUGCAGUAGAUAUGAAAAUUGAAACAAUUGAUUUAGGAACCACUGCCAAUAUAAAGAACCAUGCCCAUUUUUGCCCCAGAAACGCCCAGAUAAAGUAAAUUAUAAGAUUGAGGUAAUAAAUAAAAAUUUGAAUUAAAUUGUUAAUUUUAAGUCCUAAGAAGCACUGGGGAUCGUGCGGUCCAUGGCCCUCUACAGCGCCCCUGUGUGGGCGCCGAACCUGAUGCGGCGGCCAGCUCGGGCGCUGCUCACGUCUCAGAGGGUCAUGGCUAUCCGGGUGAUUCGUGGAUAUCGCACGAUCUCCGGGGAGGCGGCGAACCUUCUUGCCGGAUUACCGCCGUGGGAUUUGGAGGCGAAGGUGCUCGCGCGCGUCUUCAGUCUGCGCGCCGACGCGUGUCGCCGGGGCGAAACUCCAUUGCCGCGCCAGAUAAGUGCGUGGCGGGACGAGCUCCGGCGCGAUCUCAUGGCGGAAUGGCAGCAACGACUGUCGCAACCGAGGGCUGGGCUCGCUGUCAUCGCAGCGGUAAGUCCCCUCUUUGAGGAGUGGCUAGAGAGGCGCCACGGCGUGCUCACCUACCGCCUAACGCAGGUGCUUACCGGACAUGGGAGUUUCGGUAGGUUCCUGUUCCUUAUUGGGCGGGAGGAAACGCCCGGGUGUCAUCACUGUGAGGACCGCCCGGAGGACACGGUAGAACAUACGGUGGCGGUGUGCCCUGCGUGGGCUGAGCACCGCCAAGUCCUCAGGGAUGUGGUCGGCGACGGCGACCUCUCGCGCCCGGCACUGGUUCAGGCCAUGGUGCGGAGCGAGAGGGACUGGGAUGCCGUCUCCUCCUUCUGCGAAGCAGUCAUGCUAGCUAAGGAGGAGGCGGGGCGCGUGAGAGAACAAACCUCCUCACGCCCCAGCCGUCGCGAAAGACACUCCGGGCGUAGGGGAUCCCGAGACGAUCUCCGGCCACCGUAAGUGCGGGCCUGCGGACGGCGAGCAAGGGUAGCUCACCGCCCGAACAGAACCAGACCCGUGCGUGCGGCGCGUCGCGUUCCGCGCGCGCCUCAAAGAGCCAUCAGACCACCACAGAUGGGGCCCAAUAGGGCUGAUGCCUGAUCCGGAGCUGCGGACUACCUAGCGGGUUUACCGGGGCUCCGGCUCGAAAAGCAGGAGAAGGAACAGGGUGGUUUUUAGUCAGUAAGAGUCUGACACUCCCUCUCGCCUCGCCCAAGGCGAGAAAAGUCAGUCAGUCCUAAGAAGCACUGGAUAAAAAAUAAAAAAAAUACGACUUUUUGUUGACCACCGAUCGGGGCUUUUGACAGAAUAAUGUUUCAUUCAUGCUUUUUGCAUUUAUCACGGUCUGGAAUCAUGUCUUUUGGCCGGUUUAUUCACUCGUUGUGUUUUUACAAAUUAUUUUGAAUAAUGAUAAACUAGUAUUAUAGUGUUGCUGUUUUAUU